GCUAGUGGCUAAGCGGGAGCAGGGCGGCAGGGGGCGCAUCGCGGAGCCUGGCUGGCCUCCGCUGUACUCUGGACUGCAGCUCACCGGAGUCUCCGGGCUUGACGCGACAUGGACAGGCCAGUGACAGCGGCGGCUGCUGCGGCAGCUGGCUGUGAGGGCUCUGGGGGCCCGGGGCCAGGGCCGGCAGCUGGGUGGAGACCCGCUCGGGUUGCUGGGGGCGGCUCGGCCGGCUCCCGACACCCCAGCAUGGAGACCCUGGACAGUCCUACAGGGUCACAUGUUGAAUGGUGUAAACAGCUUAUAGCUGCUACAAUUUCUAGUCAGAUUUCAGGUUCAGUCACAUCAGAAAAUGUGUCCAGAGAUUACAAGGUUUUCAGGAGGCCUGAAACCAGGGAGAUAAAGGAAGAACACAAUGGCUACCCUUUUGAAGCUGAAGCUGAUCAGGCUUUGAGAGAUGGAAAUAAACUGGCACAGAUGGAAGAAGCUCCACUUUUUCCAGGAGAAUCAAUUAAGGCCAUUGUGAAAGAUGUCAUGUAUAUUUGUCCAUUUAUGGGAGCAGUGAGUGGAACCCUUACAGUGACGGACUUUAAAAUGUACUUCAAAAAUGUAGAAAGGGACCCACAUUUCAUCCUUGAUGUUCCCCUUGGAGUGAUCAGCAGAGUUGAGAAGAUUGGUGCACAGAGCCAUGGGGACAAUUCGUGUGGUAUAGAGAUUGUAUGCAAGGAUAUGAGGAACCUAAGACUGGCGUAUAAGCAAGAAGAACAGCGAAAACUUGGCAUAUUUGAAAACCUCAAUAAGCAUGCUUUUCCUCUUUCCAAUGGGCAGGUGCUAUUUGCAUUCAACUAUAAAGAAAAGUUUCCAGUUAAUGGCUGGAAAGUUUAUGAUCCAGUAUCUGAAUAUAAGAGACAGGGCUUGCCUAAUGAGAGUUGGAAAAUAUCAAAAAUAAACAGUAAUUAUGAGUUCUGUGAUACCUACCCUGCCAUCAUUGUUGUGCCAACUAGUGUAAAAGAUGAUGACCUUUCAAAAGUGGCAGCCUUUCGAGCAAAAGGCAGAGUUCCUGUGUUGUCAUGGAUUCACCCGGAAAGUCAGGCAACUAUUACACGUUGCAGCCAGCCACUGGUGGGUCCCAAUGAUAAACGCUGCAAAGAAGAUGAAAAAUACCUGCAGACGAUAAUGGAUGCUAAUGCACAGUCACAUAAACUUAUCAUCUUUGAUGCCCGACAAAACAGUGUUGCUGAUACCAACAAGGCAAAGGGUGGAGGAUAUGAAAGUGAAAGUGCUUAUCCCAAUGCAGAACUUGUGUUCUUGGAGAUCCACAAUAUUCAUGUGAUGAGAGAGUCACUUCGUAAGUUAAAGGAGAUCGUGUACCCUUCUAUUGAUGAGUCCCGGUGGCUAUCCAAUGUGGAUGGAACACAUUGGCUGGAAUAUAUAAGGGUACUUCUUGCUGGGGCAGUAAGAAUUGCUGAUAAAGUAGAAUCUGGGAAAACUUCUGUUGUUAUCCACUGCAGUGAUGGGUGGGAUCGAACAUCCCAGCUCACAUCUCUGGCAAUGCUGAUGUUGGACAGUUUUUACAGGACCAUUAAAGGAUUUGAAGCUCUCAUAGAAAAGGAGUGGAUAAGCUUUGGACACAGGUUUGCACUGAGAGUAGGCCAUGGUGAUGACAACCAUGCAGAUGCUGAUCGAUCACCUAUAUUUCUUCAGUUCAUUGAUUGUGUUUGGCAGAUGACAAGACAGUUCCCUUCAGCAUUUGAGUUUAAUGAAUUACUCUUGAUUACAAUUUUGGAUCACCUCUAUAGCUGUCUUUUUGGGACCUUUUUAUGCAACUGUGAACAACAACGCAUCAAAGAGGAUAUAUAUACAAAGACUAUAUCUCUAUGGUCUUAUAUCAAUAGCCAACUAGAUGAAUUUUCAAAUCCUUUCUUUGUGAAUUAUGAGAACCAUGUGUUAUAUCCUGUUGCUAGCAUGAGUCACUUGGAAUUGUGGGUCAAUUACUAUGUACGAUGGAAUCCGCGGAUGAGACCACAGAUGCCAAUUCAUCAGAAUCUAAAGGAGCUGCUGGCUGUCAAGGCUGAGCUGCAGAAGCGGGUGGAGGACUUGCAGCGGGAAGUGGCUACACGGACCGUCUCAUCUUCCUCUGAGAGGGGUUCCUCACCUACCCACUCAGCUACUCCUGUACACACCUCAGUCUGAUGGAGAAGGCCAGUGUCAGGGGCCAUCCUGCUGCUCUACUGUCUUCCAGCAGCUCAGGAACCUGGCCAUUGAUGUUAUGGUUCUAGCUUAUCAUCUUAGCUCUUAGGAUUAGGCCCAGGUACCAUUUGUGUGGCUAGGUGACAGCUCCUAUUAUUAACAAGUACUUCUUUUGUGUGAACCGCCUGUGACCCUUUUAUGGGCAGCCUCACAGGGGAGCAACAUGUCACACCCACCCUGUGAACCACCUUCGUCUUGUACAGGCAGCUUGGGAGAAACUAGGUUGAAUGCAGUGCAGUAUUUCAGCUUAAGAGAAUCUCACACCACUUCUUUCCAAGUUAGGUCCUUCCUUAGGAACAACCUGCUCACUUAUAGAACACAUCACCAGCCAUGUGGCUUCUCUCAGCCUUUUGGCACAACUUAAAAACUGUUUUAAAUGAAAUAUUAGCGUGGCAAAUGAACCAUUGCCAGCUGUUCUACAGUUAUCUUCAUGCAAGAAGUCCUCCUGUACAAUUGGUACAAUAUGUAUUUUUUAAAGAGAAACAUGCCUUUAUUUUCCUAUGUCCUUUUUUAUGUUUAGAAUAGUUGUCUGCUAAACUGUGCUGUAUGAGAAAUUCUUGCCCAACUAUGCUGACUUUUGUGUGGUACAUUUGAAUUAAGAUCUCAGAUGUGUCAUCUCAGUGGUAAUCUAGUAUUGUCCUCUAACCCUGGUACUUGCCUUUUGAGGUGACACAACCUAGUCAUUCAUUAGAGUAACUGCAGGUUCCCUCAGGGUGCACCAAACUAUGAAUGCUCAGUGCUCUGGCUUUGUUGCAGGUAAACUGAGGGCUCAAGCAGCAACUGUGUGCAUGUGUUUGGUCUCUCUCUAUGACAGCUCUCUAAAGGAGCAACUCUGGCCAUUAGAUCUUACAUCCUAUCACCUGUUUAAAAUGCCCAGCACCUGUGUCCUAUAAAGUCUUCUUUCACUUGUUGGAUACCUGAACACCUUGUUUGCAAUUAUCACAAUCUCUUCUCAGUUUAUUUACAUACUUUAAGGCUGCCUGUCCAUACUUUAAAGCAACAAAUAUGCUGCAGCUUAGGUUGGAAAGCAUAGCAUGCUCUUCCUUGGUUUUCGUUUCUCAGAGGAGCAUUGGCUAGUCAGGCCUCUCUCCACAGUUAACAGCUUUGAGAUCUGCUAUUCCAUCAGUCCAUGUAGGAAUGAAUGUCCCAUCAGCAACUCUGUGUGCAGUGCCAAUAUCCCCACUCCCACCACCAUGCCCAUUUCUGUGUGUCACCUUAGGCCCUUCAGAGUUGGAGAUGUGUUUGAAGCUGACAGAGUCAGCCCCUGAGCACAGAUACAUCACAUCUUCCUCUGGUCAGUGCCCAAUCACUGGAUGCCAUGCAUUCCUAUAUAAUGACCUCCAUUUUCAAAAUGUAUUCUUAAAAGAGUUUUGUUUUUUUUUUUUUUUGUUUGUUUGUUGUUUUUUUUUUACAGCUGAACACAUAAAAAGUAGAUGAUUUUUCAACUUGGAACAGAAAACUAUCCAACCAUAAGAUAACCACAGACAUUUAUUCAAGGAAAUUUGAUAAACUAAGAUCAAUUCUCCAUUUUUAUUAUCUGGGAGAUUUGUUUCUAAACUACACGUUAAGUGAUAUUAGCUUUUCAUUUAUGCUGUUCUUCGAUAAAAAUCCUUAUUUGUAAAUGGUUAGACUGCCAUACCUGAGGUAGGAGGACUGCUGUGAGUUCAAGGUCAGCUUUGGCUAUACUUUGAGUUCUGGGACAACAGACCUAUACUGUGGAAACCUGUCUCAAAAUCAAUACCAAAAAGAAAAUAUGAACUGCAAUAUUUUCUCUUCAUAUACUUUUACAAACUGGGAACAUUUACCAACUUUUCCCUAGAAUACCAUCUAAUUCUCCAGCAACACUAGGACUGUUGAAUAUAAAUAAGGUGGACUGGAUGAAGCUUUGACAGAACCAGAGAAGCCACAGGGGCUGCUGCUUGGUAAGGUCAGCUAGCCUGGUCAAGCCAUGUCCUCUCAGCUGCACACCUGCAGCACCCCUAGAAAUUUCCACUGGAUUUUAAGGAAGCACAACAGAGUAUUUCCCUUUGUAUGUUUCUAGCACAGAACUGUUUCUAAAACAACUUGAAGUAUAGUUUUCUUAUCUAAGCAAUUCUUUCAUGUAUGUUUUAUUUAAGUACUAGAAUGUAAAACCUUUUUUAAUUAAUUUAUUUUUUUAUUAAUUACAAUUUAUUCACUUUGUAUCCCAGCUGUACCUCUCCCUCUUUCCCUCCCUCCCUCUUCUCCUCCCAUGCCCCUCCCCCAAGUCCAAUGAUAGGGGAAGACCUCCUCCCCUUCCAUCUGACCCUAGCCUAUCAGGUCUCAUCAGGACUGGCUGCAUUGUCUUCCUCUGUGGCCUGGUAAGGCUGCUCCCCCUUGGGGAGAAUGUAAAACCUUUAAGGUUCAGGUUUUUAAACAACUAGUACAAUACUGUAUUUGCCUCAUCUGAUGCACUGUAUUCCAACCUGUAAUUAAAAUGAUAAUAUGUUUGCUCCCUGGUCUUUUUGUUGUCUCUCUCUUUUAGCCAUUUCAGUAGUUUUCUUCUCCCUGAGAAAAAAAUGAGUACUAAUAAAGUGCCAUGUGUCAAAUGCUUA
This is a messenger RNA of Psammomys obesus (fat sand rat), 4820 nucleotides long. It is a transcript of the gene Mtmr1, whose product is annotated as myotubularin related protein 1. NCBI's taxonomy places the organism in Eukaryota, Metazoa, Chordata, Mammalia, Rodentia, Muridae. Bases 109 to 2190 code for a protein of 693 amino acids. The record is from RefSeq and is a predicted model, not a curated record. Gene Ontology annotation, biological process: phosphatidylinositol dephosphorylation. The transcript is spliced from 17 exons. Gene Ontology annotation, molecular function: phosphatidylinositol-3,5-bisphosphate 3-phosphatase activity.